AUGCCACCCAGACCAACAAUAACAAUAAUAGGCGGCGGAAUAAGCGGCCUAGUCCUAGCAACAGGUCUGCUCCGCCGCGGAAUCCCAAUAAAAAUCUACGAAGCAGCCCCCUCCUUCGGCGAAAUAGGACUGGGCCUCUCCCUCGGCCCAGCCGCCCACCGCGCAAUGCCCCUAAUCGACCCCCAGAUCCGAGAAAUAUACGACAACCUCGUUACCACUCAUGCUGAUAGUCCGGGCUAUGAAUCGUUCCGCGAGACGUGGUUUGAGUUUAUCUGGGCUGGUGGUGUUAACGAGGGUAGCUUGUUGAUGGAUCUUAAGGCUUUGCCGUCUGGUCAGACGGCGGUGCGGAGGGCCGAUUUUUUGAAGGAGCUCGUUGGGCUGAUUCCGGAUGGUGUUGUGCGGUUUGGGAAGAGGCUUAUUGAGUUGACGGAGAUUGAGGGCGAUGGGGUUGGGCCGGGAGGUGGUGGGAUUAGGCUUGUGUUUGAGGAUGGGACGGUUGAGGUUGCUGACGUUGUUGUUGGCUGUGAUGGGAUUAAGUCCAAGGUUAAGGAGGCUAUGUUGCCUGAGGAGUCGAUGCCUGCGCAGCCUAGGUAUAGUGGAAUGUAUGGGUAUCGGGCUGUUCUUGAUAUGGAGGAUAUGGUUGAGGCUGUUGGGGAUCGGCGGGCUAGGGUUUCGACGCUUUAUAUUGGGAAGGGGGGUUAUGGGAUCUCGUAUCCUAUUAUGAGGGCGAAGAAGGUUAACGUUGGGUUUUAUGUUUUGAGUGAGGAGUGGGAGGGCGAGAGUUGGGUUCGUCCGGCUAAGAGGGAGGAUAUGGAGAGAGAUGCUGGGGGGAUGGGGAGAUUUGUGCAGGCGCUUAUUGAGCGCAUGCCUGAUCCUUCUCAGUGGGCUAUCUUUGAACAUCCUCCUUUAUCUACAUAUACCCGGUCUCGAAUUGCCAUUCUUGGUGAUGCGGCGCAUGCUUCGACGCCGCAUCAAGGUGCUGGUGCGGGACAGGCGAUUGAAGAUGCGCAUGUUCUGGCUGAGCUGCUAGAUGAUUCCCGAGUGGAUUCGGUACAAGGCAUCAUGGCUGCUUUCAAGGCAUAUGACGAGAUUCGAAGACCUCGCAGUCAGAGAGUCGUUACUACCAGCAAGGAAAAUGCCUAUUUGUUUUCAUUGUGUUUGGAUGGAAUCGAGGAUGAUGCGGAAAAGUUGAAGGAAACACUCCAGGAGCGAUCUCGGUGGCUCUGGGACCUGGAUGUUGAGGGUCAAGUGGAGCGAGCGAGGGAAAGAAUGAGUGAAUAUUUGCUGGCUCAAUGA
Penicillium canescens is the source of this 1296-nucleotide messenger RNA. RefSeq lists its product as uncharacterized. The coding region runs from base 1 to 1296 and encodes 431 amino acids. Gene Ontology annotation, biological process: secondary metabolite biosynthetic process. The transcript has 2 exons. Gene Ontology annotation, molecular function: FAD binding. The record is from RefSeq and is a predicted model, not a curated record. NCBI's taxonomy places the organism in Eukaryota, Fungi, Ascomycota, Eurotiomycetes, Eurotiales, Aspergillaceae.